Molecule: messenger RNA, 8299 nt
Organism: Dermacentor silvarum
Lineage: Eukaryota; Metazoa; Arthropoda; Arachnida; Ixodida; Ixodidae
Product: BTB/POZ domain-containing protein 6
Exons: 5
Coding region: 634-2277 (547 amino acids)
Biological process (GO): neurogenesis
Cellular component (GO): cytosol
Source: RefSeq, a predicted model, not a curated record
GGGUCGCACAGCUGCGCACGACCUACAGCAGCAGAGGCGGCGCCGCCGGCGCACAUGUGUUAUACGCCGGGGCGGUCGCAGCAGCACCCCUGCGGAGAUCGCCGGCACGGUUGCCGCGCGCAACACUGCGAGCAAGUCCACUGCGCUUUUGGCGACUGCCUCUUCUGCAUGGCGACCAGGAAUGAGCGGCGUCUCUUGAUGGGCGCAGCUGUCGCGGAGCGCACGGCUAUCUCUGCUUGCGAGCCUAGUUACACUGGUAGCGGCGACACCGAACACGUGUGGAACAAGUAUCCGUGGCAUGGAAGCUGAAAGAUCUGCCAUUUAUCGUCGCCCACAUAGGCGAGCCAGCGGUUGGCCGCCAAUUAACUUGGAUGCCUACCUGCAGGCGGGAGCAGGUGAGCAUCUCCAAGAACAGCGACGUUAGCAGCACUGGUUAGCGGCACGUCGAGAUCCUUGGCAUUUCGGAGGACGGUGGGUCACGCUCAGGCCGAAGCUGGAGGUCGGACACCACCUUUGCGAUGCAACGUGUCUUCGCGCUCCGUGUAGGUUACCAGUGGUCACAGAAAUCCUGAUUCAGGAUCGUCCGUGCGUUUCUCGGAGCGUUGCGAGUGCACGUCCAGUGUACGCCCACGGAUGGGACACUGUGUCGCGAUGGCCAAGGCUUCAUCGGCGUCCACGAGACGUGAGUCUCUUCUCGAGAACACGGAGAUCGAUGCCCUCACGCUGGAUCCGCGCUUCCUGCGCCGACGAAGCCGUCGCUGCAGCUCUUGGCCCACGGGCAGCGUGACGCACGAGAGUCGCCGCUACCGCUCCGCUACCGUUCGCCCCGCCAAGCGCGGUGCUGGGGACCCGCUGCCCCCCGCCGAGAACGGGGACAUCACUGUGACGUCAUCUCCGCCGAAAGAAAACGAGCCGACGACCCAGGGUGUCGACGGCUGCGCCGGCGGAGACCGGGGUCCGGCGCCGCACCGCGAGAAGGGUCGGGCGACCGGCAGGCGCCGAGCGCCGGGGUCCCGAGGCGGCGGCCUCCCGGCCGCCUUCACGUCGGCCAUGGCCGCUCCUCGGCGGGCCGUGCCAGCGAGGAGCCGCUGCACGCAGACCGACCCCAUGGUGUGCAGCUGCGCUUCCUACCCUCCGACCACCGGCGCCAUCCACCCGUGGCUCCUGGACGGAGCCCCGAGACCCACUGCGCCUCCGCUGCCCGAUGCGGCGGACCUCCUGCGACUAGCGGAGCCGCCCGACGUCUGGCUCGCCGUGGGUCCGCAGACUGGGGAGACCCGGUCCAUCCGGGCGCACGCUGCUGCGCUGAGACAGAGCGUUGUGCUGCAAGACUUGCUCGGACAGUGCGAGUGCAAUGAUCUAGCAACAGAGGUCGGCUGCCAGCCAGUGGCCGACGCUCGGCGACCGACCAGGACGCUGCGAGUAGUCUGGGCAGACCCUGACGCCUUCGAGAAGAUGAUCCCCUUCCUGUACGGACGGGACGUGCGCCUCGAAGACGUGUCCUCGGCGCUGGAUGUGAUGCGCGUCGCCCAUGCCUUCGCCGUUCCCGGGCUUUUCACCGUGUGCCUGCGCUACGUGGGCAACCACGUGGACAGGGAGACGGCGCUGUCAGCGCUCACGCGGCUCUGCGAGGUCUCCGGCGGCGGCCCUGCCGUGGACCUGCAGCAGAACCUGCUGAACGAGACGCGCGCCCGCUGCCUGGACGUGGUGGACCGCAACGCCGAGUGGCUGCUCGCUGGCGCCACCUUCGAGUGCUUGCCCCGCAACAUCUUCGCCCUCGUUUUGGGCAGGGACUCCCUGUGGCUCAGGUCCGAAGUUUCAGCGGCAAAGGGCGCUGACCGCUGGGCGGCCGCUGAAUGCCGACGGCGGGGUGACGCCGCAGAACCCGUACAAAAGCGGCGAGUGCUGGGCGACACUGCCUACCUGGUUCGUCACUUCCUGCUCGACCGUGACCAGUUCCGACGCGCGGCGCCGGCACUGCUGGACGACAGCGAGGCAGCGCUCGUGCUCGAAUUCAUGGACGGCCGCAUUGGAGAGGACCGACUGACCCCUGCGCUCAGGACCAACCUCGCGUUGAGACAGCGCCCUGCGCUGGUUCCUUCGACGUUGCCGUUGCCUGCACCCUCGUCCCCAGCAGCCGACAGUGAACAGGGUAGCGCUCCGGCCACCGGACCAGUGCGAAGUCAGACGUUGGCCAGAAACCGAAAGUCCACGUCGGCCAAGGUGCGCAAGUGCGCCGCAGACGUCUUCUGGACGGUCGUGUCUAUUCUAGACUGACGGGGGGUCCUACGUGUAUCCCUUCCAUGUGCAUGUCGUUGUUGUCGUUGCUCUGUGCGCACAGAAGACACCUGCUGGGCGGGAACUUGGACCUCAGUGCUUCUUGCUUUGUGCCAGGCAUGACUGGUUUUUAUUUUGCUGAUUGGGUGUCUGUCCCAGAUUGCUGUCCUACUGCUCGGCUACUGUAUCGUGGUGCUGAAGUUUCGAACUCAGAUGAGUGUUAAGACACUUUUUAUCAUUUGUGACAGUGCAUAAAUUCUGGCAUCCUAGUAAGCUGCUCUACAGCUCGGCCAAUAAGCCGAUUUUUUAGUUGUCGAGAAAGGAAUGGCUUAUGCCAAGAACAACAGCUGCAACGACUAGACGUAGAUAAAGAUUAGAAUGGUUAAUGCAUAAGUUUUCUACUUGGCUUCGUUCAGUCACAAACUACCGUUAUCGUCCUAUGGCUAGUGUGGUUUGUCGUGCUUACCGAUGAGUCGGUGCAGUGUCGGACAGCAGUUAGGGAUUUGGCAUUUAUUAAUAGGAGCAUCAGCUCAGAGAGCCGAGUCAGCAUUCUCUAACUUUCUAUUCUGCUCAGGCAGAAAGAAAAUUGUGCGAUGUCUGUUGACGUUUAGGACAGAAAAAGACUGUGCGUAGUUAAUGUUAUAAGCGAAAGGCUGUGAAUCAUCGCCACGUCAGGCGGAACUCUGGUCUGUGUACCCGUUUCACAUUAUUACUAUACGAUUGAAAAAUGAAAAGAACAUGCAAACUUCCAACUAUAUAUUUAUUGGUAGGCCUACGGGCAUUGAUUCAUCAAUGGACAACACAGUGCACUUGUCUUCUCGUGCUAACUCGAUCACGCCUAAAAAAAAAAGUAUUUUUGGUGGUUAGUGUUGUCGUGAAACAUUGACCCCCAUCAGUACCUUGUGCUGAGCGUAUGUUGUACUUGUAUUAUGAAAAAUCAAGCCCCCGUUGCUGCCAGUUCAUUUUGUAUAAUGUUCUGUUGAUUUUCAGCUGUCAAUCUUGUACAUCUACGCUUGCCUUAACUGUGAAAGUGCCUUUCAGUUUUGCGUAAAACACCGGUGUCAUAUAUAGUAUGGGAGCACGGACAUGUACAUCUUUAAGCUCUGGGCGGUGUUGAGUAGCGUCUCCUGCGGCCUGCUGGAGUGUGCAUAGAUUGUCCUUGGCUCAUAAAGGGUGGGACACCUAUGGUUCCCUUUUCUUUUCAGAGAAUUUGACAUAUUAUCUGAUAAAUGCACACAAUAUUAAGGAACUAAAGCAACUUUCGUAUUGCUACAUCCGUUCAAAGUAAAAGUCAUUAUUUGCAAGUUUUGCAACAACUUCAGCUUCGCCUUCCUUGAGUUUCCCAUUUGCAUGGGUGCUGUGAUGGUCGCCAAGGUAGCCUUUCAAAGAAAACUCAGACAUGCUAGAUUAUUCUGAGCCAUGGUUCCCUUUUUCUAGUUUAGUAUUCCACUCGGUGUUCAAAGCAUUUAUUGUUUCGGAUUUAAUCACUGCCUUUCACGCAUAAUGAACCAUGUUGUACGGGGUGGAGGAUAUGCGUGUAUACGGGUUAGUUACCACAUCAACGCUUAGCAUUUCAGCAAAAGCCUUGUGUUAGCUGUGACGAUGAAGGAAGGACAAACAAACAGAAAAAGAAAUGCUGUUCACGAAGUGCCCUUAGAAUGCUGCAUGCUAGAUUUGAAAAAAAAUAUAUAUAUAUGGUGGACUGGCGUCGUCAGCAACGGUAUUGCGCUUUCUAAUACUGGGCUCAACGUACGAGGGCCAUGCAUUUAAGUACUCAGCGAUUCAAACUCGAUCGGAUAUGAUACUCGGAGUGCGUAGCCGCCGGCGCUUUUCGCGCCACCAGUGGGCACUAGGGUCACCGACCUGAUGCACUGUGGUGUACAAUGCAUUGUGACGCAUUGUGAGAUCGUUGUCCCCCCAACGAUCACCUAGUGCUUUCUGGUGGCGCAAAAAUGCCGGCCGCCAAGUGGUUCGAUGAUCGUGUUUGAAUCGCUGAGCAUGGUACACUUUUGCUUGUGCUACUGAUGUGGAAUAGUGGAAUGAAAUGCAAACAACGUGAAAAAUGUGGACAGGAAAGGUUACACCCACAGAGGAUGAGCAGCCCGGUCAGCGUAGCAGCCCACCAAAACUCGGCGUUACGACAUGUGAUGUCCGGUAACUCAUUUUGUGUCCUUCCUCCAUGGUCACAGCACGUUUUCUUGUGAUGGUGUAAAGUACUUAGUCUGGAACAGCCAUUGGUACACUGCACUGUUCUCGAGAUCAUGUGUUUGUCCUUUUGCGUGCCAUUUUUAUUUUUAUACCUACAUCCAUCACGUGGAAAAUUGAGCUACAUGCUGUACUAGAAUUGGGCAGUGUGUCGUCCGGUGGCGAAAAGGUGGCCCUUUUUGCUAUGACAGCCUGAGGCGAUGUAGCACAGCCGUUUACUGCAACGUGAUCUGUCGCUGGCAACGCAAUGCCUUCGGGAGCAACCGUUGCAGUUGUCACAGAGACCGUGUUUAUCGCGCCCGUUCACGUGCGAAGCUCGCAGAUUGCUCGGUGCUGUUUUUCCUGUCGGCGCUGGCGCAUUUUUAUAUGAGCAUGACAGGCACACUGUUGGCGAAAGUAACUUUUGUUUGCUUUUUAUGCACCAUGUUUUCUCGCGAACGAUUAUUUCAAGUUCGGGCUUUUUAAAAUUGAAAUCUGGGGUUUUAUGCGCCAAAACCACGAUUUGAUUAUGAGGCGCGCCGUAGCGGGGGACUGCGGAAUAAUUGUGACCACAUGGGGAUCUUUAACGUGCCGCCAAUGCACGGGACACGGGCGUUUUUGCAUUUCGCCCCUAUCGAAAUGGGGCCGGGAUUUGAUCCCGCGACCUCGUGCUUAGCGCGCAACACCAUAGCCGCUUAAACCACCACGGCUGCUAAGCGGGCUUAUUUCAAAACGGGCACUUUCAGCUGUGUUCCUGCACAUCAGGGCAGGAACACAGCACAAUAAUACCCGAGCAUUAUUUCUUUCUUUAGCGAGACCUGGUGUCCAGUUUUCUAUGUUUUGGCCAAUAAUUUCAAUGUAACUGAUAACAAAAGCAUGUAUGCAUACGAGCGGAAGACACAGACGAGCGAUAGACCUUCUUGUCCUGCUGCAGUCAAAACAUUACUCAGGUGACUGCGGGGUCAUGUGAUCGCAAACAUCCAAGCGUAGACACAGCUUACUUUUUGCUAUUUCUUUGUGAUUUAACGUAUACUAUGAUGCUGUUUUAUACAUUUUAUGCGAGGUAUAUUAAUUUUAUUUGUGUCUUGACAGCGUUUUAGCUUAUAAAGCAAAGUGCAUUGCACUGCAACUUAAGGUUUCGCUCGCUAAGCACACCGUUUGAUCAGUGUUCUACUGGCGGCGUCGUUGCAUCAGUGACCAUGGUUCUCUCAUUGUUUUGUGCCACUGACGACACAGUGUCCCAUUAUAGUACACCAUAUUCUGACUACUCAAUUUUGCUCUCAAGUUUGCUAGACGUUUUGAACCGCAACCUCAAACAAAUGUAAUGGGACAAAAAAAAAAAAAAAAAGGCGGAGUACUUUUGUUGAUGACGACAUCACCGAUCUCUCAAACUCCGUGUUUUACCAUAUUUGCAGGGUAUGGACAAGAUCGCAUCGUGUCUCAGCAGGUUUCGUUCGUCAUCGCUAGUUUACAGCUGCUUAUAUGCUUGGACUGCUUUAUCUACCUAGUUGAUGUGGGUUAGGAAGGAAAACAAAUUUUGAUGUGUGUAUUACACAUGUGCUUAUAAUGUUUGAAUUAUGUCACCAUCGACUAAUCACGCAUCCACCUACACUGCGUCGGUGGCACGUAUUGCUUCAGUUGACGGCGUGGGGCUUAAAGUGAUACUUGUGUUGGCCUUGAGUAGCCCAUACGUAGAUGCAUGAAAGCUUGUACUUAUCGUACUUUUUUUCUUUUUUGAUUAAUCAAAACCUUCUUCCAAAAUGUCACUAGGCGGAAACCACUCUUGUACUAAAAUCAGGCUUGAAGAAAAAAAAAAAAGAGAGAAACAAAGUGUAAUCCGAUGGCAUUGACCUCUACGUUGUCCUAGCAUAUACAUACUUUACAUACGGUAUCGAAUUCAUGUGUAUAAUAACACUGAAAACAAUGUUAUGAUAGCCAAGGACGCAGGACUUGAAAGCGAAAUAAUGCACUACACUGAUUUCACUGGGCGUUUUGCUUUCUGUCCGGUGGAAAGUGUGCUGCAAAUUUAGGCCCAAUUUAAAUUUUCUUGCGACACAUGCGCAGACGACAAUGGCAUAACAUUGAGCCGUUCAUCUGCUACUUUCGAGUAACUGGUGACUCGGGAGUUGUGCUUGCUUGUAUGAACUGCCUGGUAAUAUUUUUUGAAGGGUCUGCGUUAUCAUGCUUUGUUGCAUUUUGAGUUCGUGAAUGUCUGUCCAUGUUGGAUGUGCUUGCCAGGUGAAAGAAACGUUUCACUUUCGCGAGCUAUUUGUGUUCUAGUCAUUAUGAUGCCAAUCAAAUAGUGCCAGACUAUUAUUUCUCGUUUUGUGCGACCAAAGGAAGCCUCAGGAAUGCAAUCAUAGAGCUUGCUGUGCACUCCGUGCUGUGCGUGUUACCUUGAGGAGCGUUUAUAGAUGAUCCUGGGGUGUGUUUUAGUCGUAUGCAACUUUUUGUUGCACUAGUGCAUUUUUUAGUUUUAUUUUUAUGGAGUUUUCGGUGCAGCCGCUUUACCUUAUCGUUUGGUGCGUGAAGUUCAUCCUCUUCCUUAUCUGCCGCACAGAACAUGCGUCAAUUUGACGCAGGGUUUGUUAAGUGACUACUCGAAGUUAGGCUGUACUAGAAUUCUUCUUUUUGUAGGUUCCUAUGAGUUUUGUAUAAGACUCGCGUGCAGAACACCUGCGGUUAUGGUUUUUAAGCAGGAAAAUAAACUUACACUUGAAGCUACCAAGCAGCAUUGAGAUCUAGUCGUGCGAAAUGUGCGGUGCGAGGAAACAUUUACUUUUUAAUAUUUAUGUUAGAUGAUUUACGCCCUGUUCAUGCGCGCAUAGAAACACUUGGCUGCGUUACGCAGUUACCCGUAGUAUCAAGUUAAAAAAAAAAGCGAAACAGACCUGUUUUAUUCGAAGCUUUCCAGAAAGUUUGGUUCGUCUGUAGCAUAACUUUUGCGACCUGGGAAACAGGCUGCAGAAUCAUUCAUGGAGUCUUAUUUUCGUUAGUUUUUCUGCUUUUACAAGCAAAGAAGACAUCAUAGGCACGAAUAUGGACUAAAUAUUGGCGCUUCACAACCGACGAAAACUAGCUUGCUUUCUCAGAUUGCAUGAACAGAGGCGAAGCAAAACAAGUUAUCUAGGCACCAUGCCUUAGAACUCAUUGUGUCAACAGCUAACAAGAUAAAUACCACAUACUGUAACGAGUUAAACUUUACACUCACUGGAAGCAACUUAUUAUUAGAAAUACGUAUGAUGUAUUAAGUCAAUGAGCAAAUUAUAAUAAGAAAAGUUUACGGGCACCAAAACAUUUGUUUUUUCAAAUAUAAUUUUUGUAAAGUGCAGAUACAGCUUUAAUUGGCUCCGAGAGGUAUUAAAUUUGUGGCUCGUCGUUGAGAUCUCGUUAUUUAAUUCCACCAAGCACAUUGUUGCAUAAUCCUGCGUACGCAUUCUUGUUCUGUUCUUGUCAAAAAACAGUUGGACGUACUUACUUUUUGUUGUGUUUUUGAAGUUAUGUAGCUGAAGCCCGAGUUUACUCGCCCGGGCUGCUCUCCUUUCAUGUGCCGAGCAUUGUUGGAACACGCUGUUUGUUGUUUAUAGUUGUACAGCUGAUCGGUUGGCAAGAAGCUCGAGUAUUUGAGUGAAUUUUUUGGGACCUGGUGUGCCAUACGCGCCGAGCUUCCUGCCACGUUGUGUAUAUAAUUAAGGACAUGUUUUAUUUUACCUAUUUUAGCUGCAGCCUCGUGUCGUGAACUCUUACAGCGGCUGUGUGCUGAGUGUAAGAUGCGGAAAAGUCGUUUGAACGAACGAAUGAAUAAAUAAACGCGCGUGUUAUUGCGCAAAUCAAACAA